Messenger RNA from Heterocephalus glaber (naked mole-rat), 1151 nucleotides. The record is from RefSeq and is a predicted model, not a curated record. Lineage: Eukaryota; Metazoa; Chordata; Mammalia; Rodentia; Bathyergidae.
GGGCGCUAGAGAGGCACUGUGCGAAGAAAGGGAUUCUACUUCCUGCCAGCCCUGCGCUCACCUCAGGCUCCUGCACCAUGUUUAACUUUGCAGCCUCCAGCUCCUACAGUCCAUAUGCUGCUUCCUACAACUUCUGGUACUUGGCCCUCACCCAGCAGCAGGCUCCUGCACUCCUCGGUGGCCCGCAGCAGCCCCCGGCCGGCCCCUUUCCCUUUUGGUGGUUGUGGAACAGAGCGCCUCCUGUGAACAGCCUCUUGGAAAACAGCUUUCCUCCGCUCCUUACAGCGAAGACACCUGGUCAACAGACUCUCCCUGCCCUGGAAAACAGCAACGCACCAGAGAAAAGGGGAAAAAGAUCUAGGAAAACCAAGAAGGCAGUGGCAGCACAGCCAAUCAUUUCAGAGCAACAGAAAGAUGACAUAGAGAAAAGUACGGAGCAGUCCACAGUGCCAACCCCAGCUCGUGAGGGUGAGGAGAACCCAACUGCUCAAGCGAAAGAUGAGCUUGGAGAGGGCCUCCCUGUGAUGCAGAGUGGACCGCAGACUGCUCAAGCAAAAGGUGAGCCUGCAGAGGGCCUCCCUGUGAUGCAGAGUGGAACACCAACGUCUCAAGUAAUAAAUGAACCUGCAGAGGGCCUCCCUGUGAUGCAGAGUGGACCACCGACUGCCCAAGCAAAAGGUGAGCUGAGAGAAAGCCUUCCUGUGAUAAAGAGUAGACCACUGAGAGCGCAAGUGAAAGGUAAGGAGGGGGUGGGGGCCCUCCUAUGAGAAACACAGGGCUAGCAGCAUGGAGGAAUUGUUUUGAACUAGUUUUGGGUUUUUGUAGUUCAUUUCUUUUCCCUUUUUUAUUUCCCCUGUUAAUCUCAUCUAAUAUUAUUUACUUUUUGAUUUUAUAAUUGGCUUUUUAAAAAUCUUUUUAAUUUAAAAAAAUUUACUUCAUUUUCCCUUUCCCAACCUCUUCUAUUUUUAUUCCUUUAUUAUUGUUACUUUUAACAUGUAUAAAUUUUUAGCCCUUUAGUUUACAUUAUUAGCCUUUUAUUUUAUAUUAUUAUUAUGCCCUUUUUUUUUUUUCCUAUUGUCAAUGACAGCUAAUGUUCUACUGUUAAUGAUGGUAUAACUGUUGCCAUUUAAUUGUUUUACCAUAUGUCAAUA